This is a messenger RNA of Cucumis sativus (cucumber), 2026 nucleotides long. Its product is annotated as protein NRT1/ PTR FAMILY 5.6. The record is from RefSeq and is a predicted model, not a curated record. Bases 82 to 1848 code for a protein of 588 amino acids. The transcript has 4 exons. Gene Ontology annotation, molecular function: tripeptide transmembrane transporter activity; dipeptide transmembrane transporter activity. Gene Ontology annotation, biological process: dipeptide transport; transmembrane transport. Gene Ontology annotation, cellular component: membrane. Lineage: Eukaryota; Viridiplantae; Streptophyta; Magnoliopsida; Cucurbitales; Cucurbitaceae.
AGUCCAAACCCAAGCACUCCUUCACCAAAAUCCCACACACUUCCAUACAUCUCUCUCUCUAAACCCCAAUACUAAAGAAAGAUGAAAACAAAUAAUCAGUUGGAAAAGAUCAAAAGAGAUCAAUUAUCAGAAGAAGAUGAUCAAAUUUGGGUUUAUGAUUCUUCUGUUGAUCAUAAAGGAAACCUUCCCCUUCGUGCUUCCACCGGCGUUUGGAAAUCUUCCCUCUUCAUCAUCGCUAUUGAGUUCAGUGAGAGGUUGAGUUACUUUGGAAUAGCAACAAGUUUGGUGAUAUAUCUUACAAAAGUCAUACAUGAAGAUCUUAAAACAGCAGCAAGAAAUGUGAAUUAUUGGACAGGUGUCACCACUUUAAUGCCUUUGUUUGGUGGUUUCUUAGCCGAUGCUUAUUUGGGUCGUUUCUCCACUGUCCUCAUUUCCACUGUCAUUUAUCUUUUGGGGUUAUCUUUGCUUACAUUGUCAACUUUGGUACCAAGUUUAAAGCCAUGCGGUGGUGAAACAUGUGAGGAGCCCAGAAAAGUACAUGAAAUUCUAUUCUUCACAGCAAUUUACUUGAUCUCCAUAGGAACUGGAGGCCACAAACCAUCUCUGGAGAGUUUUGGGGCCGACCAAUUUGACGACGACCACCCCGAAGAAAGAAAGCAAAAGAUGUCGUUUUUCAAUUGGUGGAACUCUGGUCUUUGCGCUGGUGUUAUCUUUGGAGUGACUUUAAUUGUGUACGUUCAAGAACAUGUGGGAUGGGGAAUGGGUGGCGUGAUUCUCACUUCGGUUAUGGCUAUUUCUCUUGCAAUAUUCCUUCUUGGAAGGCCAGUUUAUAGGUUCAGGGCACCAUUAGGAAGCCCUUUAACUCCUCUGCUUCAAGUUAUUGUUGCUGCUUUUAGGAACAGGAAAUUGGGUUACCCUCCAAAUUCUUCUCAACUUCAUGAAGUUCAAAGUGGUGAUAAGUUUCAGGGGAGGCUCUUGUCCCAUACCAAGAAUCUCAAAUUUUUGGACAAAGCUGCGAUUGUUGAUGAGAGAGAUAAUUCAGAAGAGAAACAAGGAGCAUGGAGGCUUUCAACUGUUACAAGAGUGGAGGAAUUAAAGCUCGUCCUAAAUAUGAUCCCAAUUUGGAUUACUUCUUUACCAUUUGGAAUCUGUGUUGCACAAGCAUCCACAUUCUUCGUUAAACAAUGUGGAACACUCGACAGAAAAAUUGGAAACAACUUUGUUAUCCCUGCAUCCUCCAUGUUCUGUUUGUCCGCCAUAGGCAUGAUCAUCUCUGUCGCCAUCUACGACAAGCUCCUCGUUCCACUCCUACGAAAAAUCACAGGCAACGAACGAGGCAUUUCCAUCCUCCAAAGGAUAGGAAUUGGAAUGGUUUUCUCUUUCACCACCAUGGUCGUCUCUGCCCUUGUCGAGCGAAAGCGACUUGACCAUACCACCCAUCCAAUGAACGUCUUUUGGUUGGCCCCCCAGUUUUUUAUAAUUGGAAUUGGAGAUGGAUUUGCUCUUGUGGGACUACAAGAGUACUUUUAUGAUCAAGUUCCUGAUUCUAUGAGAAGCCUUGGGAUAGCGUUUUAUCUAAGUGUCAAUGGUGCGGCAAAUUUUUUUAGUAGUUUCCUCAUAACAAUUGUGGAUCAGAUCACUAAGAAGAGUAGUGGCAAGAGUUGGUUUGGGGAUGAUUUGAAUAGCAGCCGUUUAGAUAAUUUCUAUUGGCUAAUUGCAGGAAUUGUGGCUGUUGAUCUGUGUGUUUAUGUGUUCUUGGCGCGUCGUUAUACAUAUAAGUCUGUGCAGAAAACCACGGUGGCUGAUUGCCACGACGUCAAGGGUCGAGACGUUAGUUCAGCAGUUUGAAAAAGAUUCACGAAGUUAUCUAUUAUUGCUUUUUAGUAACUUAUUAUUUUGAGAAAAAAAAGGUUUGCUUUUCCUUUUCUAAUUAUGUGUAUGUGAAGGCUUUUAGACUUGUAGUUAAUCUAGAUGUAUGUAAUUUUUCGUCCUCGUAAAAAAAUUUAAUAGUAAUUGAAUUCAACAA